AUGAGUGAAGAGGCGCCCAUGAUCGAAGAAAGGGAAGAAAUUACGGAAGAACAGUCGGAGCGAAUGAGAGGGCGGACGCCCGAAGAGGAAGAAGGUGAAGGAAGUGAGGGCACGUUGCGAGGAUCCGAAGGCGCCUCAGUCACGAAAAAAGAAUUGUUCCGGAUCAUUGAGAACCAAGAUGAGGCGAUCGAGGCGCUGCGGCGUGAAGUGGACGCCUUGAGAAGGGGUGAAGGGAUGACACCCAGCCCGACGAAGAAAAGAGAAAGGGCGGAAGAGACAGAGAUUGAAUCGGGGUGCCCGAGGCGUCCCGGCCUGUGGCGCCCACGCGAUCACGGGGCGCCGGAUGAGAGUGGAUGGAAUGGAGGAAUAUUGGGGCGCCUUUCACGCCACUGUCCUGUGAGACAGCCUCUGGCGCGUUGCAUAUUAACGGAGCCAGCCGGAACCAACAUCCCCCCACUCCCAGCUUAUGACGGGACUGGAGACCCCGAGGACCACCUCAACGGAUAUUUCACCAAAAUGCAACUCUAUAACAGCACAGAUGCCACCCUGUGCAAGGUGUUUCCGUCCACCUUUUCGGGUGUGGUUCUCGAUUGGUAUCAUCAGAUCGGUGAAGGGCGCAUCGACUGCUUCGAACAGUUCGCAGCAAUGUUCUUGGCGAAGUUUGCCAGCAGAAAAAGGCGCUCCUUGACCAUAGGCGCCUUGUUUAAAGUCAAGCAGAAAGAGGGAGAGGCGUUACGGGAAUUUUACGAGAGGUGGCUAUCUGUGGCUCUAGCAGUGAAGGAUGCCCAGCCGUCGGUGCUGGGGGUGUGUCUGAAUGAGUGCACCUCCAGUGAGGAGUUGUGCAGGGCGCUUGCGAAGAGAGAUGUGGUGUCCACAGAAGACCUGGAUUAUAGAGUGCAAAAGGUAAUUGUGCUGGAGGAGACAAUAGCGGCCAGGAGGGCAGAUCGAAGGAAGGCACGAGUAGAGGAGGUCGAGGUACCAAGGAGGCAGUACCCAACGAGCGGUUCGGGCUAUGCGCCCACGAGCCAGCCACCGCCAAGGAGGAACGAUAUGGGGCGCCAGGCGCCUAGAGGGGCUGGGCCCUUCGCCGAGUAUAACGACACCCUGAAGAAUGUGCUCCAGCACGUCAAGGACAAGGGAUACCACAUCAGGUGGCCAGGGCCGAUGCGGGGGCAACCCAACGAGCGGAACUUGGACCGGUACUGCGACUUCCACCGUGAGAUUGGGCACUACACAGCUGAUUGCUACCAACUUAAGACAGAGCUACAGGGUCUUGCGGACAGGGGAAUGCUCAAUGACUUCAUCAGAAAGCCCGAGGAAAGAGUGCAUAGGGCGUGUGUGGCUGGAGUAGUGAGAACAGGGGAGGAGCUGCCACCACCACCCUAUGACUUGGACCAAGAAAAGGCGCCUGACCGCGUGCGCCUGACGAUUGAAGCCAUUUCAGGGACAAUGGAUCUGAGGGAGAAAAUAGAAGCAAAGCGUCGGUUGAGGGCGGCGUCGGCAGAUGUGCAGGAGUCGAUCGACAUUAGCUUCAACAAGGCGCCGGAGGAGGCGUGUAUGCUCCCGUCCAUGGACGCCUUGGAGAUACAAGGGGUAGUAGCCGGAUGCAGGGUAAGGAGAAUGUUGGUAGAUACAGGAAGCUCCAUGGAUGUGCUGUUCAAGGAUACGGUGAUUCGCAUGCAACUAUCUCCAGAGAUGAUCAGACCAUCGGAGUCGGUACUAGUAGGCUUUUCGGGGGCGCCUGCAAGAGUGAUUGGGCGGGUAUGCCUGCCCGUCACGUUGGGAGAUGGAGAGCAAAGGGUGACGCGCGCCAUAGACUUUGGGAUAGUGGACUGCCCUUCCCCAUACAAUGCGAUCCUUGGGAGGCCGCUCCUGGCUUUGUUUAAUGGGGUGGCCUCCACUUGUCAUCAGACCUUGAAAUUCAUUGCCCCGCAAGGGGUGGGCGUGGCCCGAGGACGAGGCGCCCCGCGUUACGCGAAGGAGACAGGGCGCAAGCGAAGGCACGUCGAUGCGAGAAUCAAUGUAAUUGAGGUAGGAGAAGACGAGGCGCCCCGAGCCGAGGCAGUCGAUGAGGACCUUUUGAUAGCGUUGGAGGAAGGGCGCCCAGAAAGGUGCGUUAGGAUCUCGGCAGAGGCGCCUGCCGAGAUGAAGGAGCGGCUCAUUGCGCUUCUAAAAGAGUUCGCAGAGCUUUUCGCUUGGAGUGCCAUGGAAAUGCCGGGCGUCAAACCCGAAACAGCAGUGCACAGAUUAGCGGUUGAGGAAGGGAGACGUCCUGUGCAACAGAAGCGCAGGAACUUAUCGCCGGAAAAAGAGGCAGCCCUAAGGGUUGAGGUGGACAAGCUUAUGGGCGCCAAUUUGGUGGAAGAAACUUCUUAUGUUACCUGGCUGUCGAAUGUGGUGUUUGUGCCCAAGCCGUCGGGCGACUGGAGGAUGUGCGUGGAUUACACAAGCCUCAACAAGGCGUGCCCAACGGACGCCUACCCAAUGCCACGGAUAGAUUUGCUGGUGGACUCCACGGCAUACCACGAGAUGCUGAGCUUCGUGGACAUGUUUUCAGGAUACCAUCAAAUCCCCAUGGCAGAGGAAGAUCGGCCCAAGACGGCUUUCAUGACGCCUUUCGGAAAUUUCUGCUAUCGGGUCAUGGCCUUUGGGCUCAAGAAUGCGGGCGCCACAUACCAAAGGAUGGUCAACAACGUCUUCCAGCAGCAAAUUGGCCGGAAUGUGGAAGCUUACGUGGACGACCUCAUAGUCAAGAGUCGGAAACGGGAAGACCACAUUGGAGACUUGCGAGAGACAUUCCAGGCCAUGAGGGCGCAUAGGCUCCGGCUAAACCCCCUCAAGUGCGUAUUCGGCGCCGAAGCGGGAAAAUUUCUGGGAUUUAUGAUCACCAAAAGAGGUAUAGAGGCCAACCCGAAGCAAGUGGAUGCGAUCCUUAAGCUGACCCCCCCAAAGACGCCCAAGGAAGUGCAAGGCCUGGCGGGCAGGCUGGCAGCAUUGGGGCGCUUCAUCCCCCGGUCCGCGGACAGGGCCACCCCUUUCUUUCGAACGCUUAAAAAGGCAGCCCGUUUCCAAUGGACCACCGAGUGUGAUGGAGCAUUCGAGGAGUUGAAGCAACUAUUAAGCGCCCCAACCGUGAUGACGGCGUCUAGGGCGGGAGAGCCACUAUACCUGUACAUUGCUGUGUCGGAGGUAUCGGUAAGUGCAGUGCUCGUCAGUCGCACUAUGGUUCCCCACGAAAGGCGAUACGCGCCCAUUGAGAAGGCCGCGCUGGCGGUUGUGAUGGCUGCAACCAAGCUUAGACCUUACUUCCAAGCUCACACCGUCACAGUCCUUACCAACCUCCCUCUGAAAUCCACGUUGGGGUCAAUGGAUGUGGCCGGGCGCCUCGUCAAGUGGGCAGUCCAGCUAAGCGAGUUCGAUGUCAGAUAUGCGCCUCGACCAGCCAUCAAGGCCCAAGUCCUGGCCGACUUUGUAGCGGAAGGAAUAGCUGAGACCGAGAAGGGGACAGAUGAUUGCUGGCAAGUCCAAGUCGAUGGUGCGGCCAGCAGAACGGGCGCCGGAGCAGGAAUUGUGAUGAUAAGCCCGGGAGGUGCGAUGCACGAGGUAGCGCUGCGAUUCGCCACCUUGAAAACAAACAACGCUGCAGAGUAUGAGGCGGUGAUCGCUGGCCUGACCAUGGCUAAAGAGCUGGGCGCCCACAAAAUCCAGGUCAAGUCCGACUCGGCCCUCGUCGUCAACCAACUUAACGGAGCAUUCGAAGUAAAGGAGGAAGCGCUAGAAGUAUACGUGCAAAGGGUCAGAGAGCUGGGAGCCUGGUUUGGGGAAAUCUCCUUCAUACACAUCCCGCGUGAGGAAAACGCGCAUGCAGACGCCCUAUCCAAAUUGGCCACCGCGGUAGAGUUUGCGGAGGAUCGGAAGGUCAUUGUCACUGCGGAAGUGCCCCGCCAAUAUGUGGUCGCAAUCUUGGGGGACGAAGGUGCCGGCUCAGGGUGGAUGGCACCGAUCAUAUUAUUCUUGACCCAAGGAACGGUGCCGGAGGACCCAAAGGAGGCCUGGCGCCUCCGUCGAAAGGCGGCCCGCUGCUCCAUGAUUGAAGGAACGUUGUAUAAGAGGUCCCACUCGGGAGCAUAUUUGAGGUGUCUAAACGAGGAGGAAAGCAGAGGGGCAAUCGAAGAGGUGCACAGCGGUACGUGCGGAAUGCACGCGGGGGCGCGCAAUUUGGAAAAAACGCUGCUGCGACAAGGUUAUUACUGGCCAACGAUGAGGCGGGACGCAAGGGCACACGUGGGCGCCUGUCACCAGUGCCAAAUUCAUGCAAACGACAUUCAUGUCCCGGCGGCGCCCAUGCAAGGCAAUGUAGGGGCCUGGCCUUUCGCCCAAUGGGGCAUGGACCUGUUAGGCCCUUUUCCCAAGGCGCCCGGGCAAAUGAAAUACUUGAUCGUGGCAGUCGACUACUUUUCCAAAUGGAUAGAAGCUGAGCCCUUGGCCACUGUUACAGAAGCGCAAGUGCGAAAGUUCACCAAGAAAAACAUAUUCACCCGGUUCGGCCUACCCGAGUCCAUUGUCGCAGACCAUGGGAAGCAAUUCGAUUGCAAGAAAUUUGUUGAGUUUUGCGAUGACAACGGGGUCGUCCUGCGGUUCUCCUCAGUGGCAUACCCGCAGGCAAAUGGCCAAGCGGAAGCAGCCAACAAGAGUAUUCUCCACGGGUUGCACACCCGAUUAGCAGGCGCCAAGGGCAGGUGGGUGGAGGAACUACCAAGUGUACUGUGGGCGCAUCGCACAACCUACAAAACUGCCACGGGAGAAACACCCUUCGCCCUAACUUACGGAAGUGAGGCGGUAAUCCCGGUGGAAGUCAACACCCCAAGCUACCGCGUUGGCCAGUAUGACCCAAGCAGCAAUGGCAAAGCAAGAAUUGAUGAGCUAGACAUGACAGAUGAGGUGAGGGAAGUAGCGGCCAUCCGGCUGGAGAAAAUGAAGCGCCAAGUGGCUCGGUACUACAACAAGAAAAUGCGGGCGCAUGGAAUCACCGAGGGCGCCCUAGUUCUCAAGCGUGACUUCCGCCCAGACGCCCGUGAGGGGAAGUUAGCACCAAAAUGGAAAGGGCCAUACCGAGUUCGAGAGGUGGUGGGACCAAGUACGUUCAAGCUAGAGCAUACCAGCGGCAAAAGCGUGACACGAACUUGGAAUGCGCAGAACCUGCGGGUUUACCAUGAGGGCGCCUCCGUUCGAUAA
Messenger RNA from Linum trigynum, 5235 nucleotides. NCBI's taxonomy places the organism in Eukaryota, Viridiplantae, Streptophyta, Magnoliopsida, Malpighiales, Linaceae. The record is from the annotation of a GenBank genome assembly.